GAGAGUCAGCUGUCAGCUGUUUGCGGCAUGCGGUUACGUCGUCUCUGAUUACGAACUCUAAAGAAUAGUUAAAAACUGUUUUGAAUUAAAAACAAAUACAGAAUGUCGAACAGCCACUUGUUCUUGAAGUCCGGCUUCCCGCGUGCACCACUGCAAAAUGGAAUGGGACGCUAUGUUUGCCAGCUCCAGAGAAUCACCCUGAAGUUCUGCAAGAAUAAUGGAUCCAGCAGAGGCAUGCGCGACUUCAUUGAGAACCACUUGCUGGACUUUGCCAAGGAGAAUCCCGGGAUUGUGGUCUAUGUGAAGCCCAGGCGCCAUCGCACGCCAGUUUUGGUGGCGGAGUAUUUGAACGGCGAGCGCGAGUGGAUGAGCUGCAGGAACAACACCCAAGAGGAGAUCUCCAAGUGGAUAGACCUGCUAAAAACCCAAAACGGCAACUCCAGCUCUCUGCGCCUCCGGAAAAUGUGGCACACCGAAGUGCCCUCCAUCCAAGGCCCGUGGACGCCAUUCCUGCUGCGUUCGCCAGAGACCACCGGUCAGGCUUACCCCAAUGCUGAGGCUUCCAAGCCGCUGGAGACGCCGCAAACCGCCACAGAGAAGCUCAUCGAGUUGUUCCGGCAGCAGCAACUCGAAGCUGGUGAGGAAGCACACGAUGCGCUGAACAAGAAGCGGGCUGAGUGAUAGGGAUUAGGAUUGUUUGGUAGUUGUUGCUUUUAUUUUCAUAGUCAACAUAGUUUUGUUGGUAAACAAAUAAAUAUUUAAAAUCUAAA
Molecule: messenger RNA, 770 nt
Organism: Drosophila santomea
Lineage: Eukaryota; Metazoa; Arthropoda; Insecta; Diptera; Drosophilidae
Gene: mRpL43
Product: 39S ribosomal protein L43, mitochondrial
Exons: 3
Coding region: 103-681 (192 amino acids)
Biological process (GO): mitochondrial translation
Cellular component (GO): mitochondrial large ribosomal subunit
Molecular function (GO): structural constituent of ribosome
Source: RefSeq, a predicted model, not a curated record